AUGGAGCAUCAUGAUUUUUACAAGGGCCGCUCCUCCAAACGAGACAUAGCAGUUUCUGCAGUUGCUUUAUGGGAUCAUAUAAUACACAGUCAUCAGCUCCAGGAUCUUUCAUUAGCAGAUCCUUUUAAGUCAAGGACAAGGAAUACCAAGAACAUUUACAAACCCAUGAACAAAGAAAUGGUCAGGGCAGUAGUAGAUACUGGACUAAGAAAAAAGAGCACUCACCACAAAAACAAGGAAGAUGCAGAAAAGGAGUAUGUUCUUGAUCCCAGACCUCUACACCUAACUUUAGCUCAGAAAUCAGGCCUGGUUGAGCCUCCUUCCUUGCCACUAACUGCUGAAGAAUGGGUAAAAAUAAAGCAGAGAUCCAUAUAGCAUGGAGACUCCAUACAGCCUUGUGCAAUAUGCAGGGAAGAAUUUGCACUUCAGCCUUAGAUACAUGUGCUGCUUUCAGGUUCCCAUGUAUUCCAUAAAUAAUUGCAAUUAUUUUUUCGGGUAUGCCUGAAAGCCUUUGAAAAAUUUACAGGUAAAAAGUCUUGUCCUAUGUGUAGAACAGAGCAGUAUCAGACCAGAGCAAUACAUGAUGCACGCUUGUUUAAAAUAAAGUGCGCUAUUACAAUUCAAGCUUGAUGGAGGGGAUACAGUGUUAGAAAAUGGUAUAAAAACUUGAGAAAAGCAGUGUGUCCUAAAGAUAGCAAAUUAAGAAAGCAAUUCUUUGAAAAAAAGGUUCAACGGAUCAGCGAUAGACAGUUGAGUUCUUACAACAUCAACCUAGGUGAAUUUUUUUCUGAGAUACAUCUCGACUUGCAGCUAUAGAAGAAUCUGUUUCAGCAGUCGGAAGGAAAAGAAAUAUUAAUAAGUGAAACUGACUGGGAGAAGAUCCAGAUGCAGGUUGGUUAG
Gavia stellata (red-throated loon) is the source of this 900-nucleotide messenger RNA. RefSeq names its product ring finger protein 32 (gene RNF32). The record is from RefSeq and is a predicted model, not a curated record. Gene Ontology annotation, molecular function: protein binding. Lineage: Eukaryota; Metazoa; Chordata; Aves; Gaviiformes; Gaviidae.